Zychaea mexicana is the source of this 1029-nucleotide messenger RNA. RefSeq lists its product as uncharacterized. Lineage: Eukaryota; Fungi; Mucoromycota; Mucoromycetes; Mucorales; Lichtheimiaceae. The record is from RefSeq and is a predicted model, not a curated record. The coding region runs from base 1 to 1029 and encodes 342 amino acids. The transcript is spliced from 4 exons.
AUGGACACUACUACUUUCCAAUCAAACACUGGGAAUUAUUCAGGUCCCAUUAUCCCCUAUAUGGAAGCUCAGUCUUCUGUCGCUAUGGAUGUUAACCAAGUUCAACACCACGAACAGCUUGAGGAAAACCCAAGCAGUAACCCUUGGACACCUGACCAACAGGACAGUGCUGACCUUAUCAAGCCUGACCAACUGGGUCCAGACGCUGACCUGAAAGUAGUUCGUACCUACUUGGAACAGCAAGUUCAUCUUAAAGAGGCAUACCUGCAGAGCCUGGUUACUUGUCCUGACCAACAAGUUUUCUUAGCCGCUAAAAGCGACUAUGAAAACUGGAAAGAAAGGCUAAACACAAUGAAAGCUCUUUCGGACAAGACACUAGAUGAUGCCAAAGUAGCACAUUUGGUUCCUAAGAACUUACCCGUGUUCAACAUCCGAGGACACACCAAGUUUGCACCCCAGACCCAAAUUAUUUGCCCAUAUUCGGACGCCGUACGGGCCUCUACAAGCUCUACGGAACAUACCCUGUGGCCUCUGCGGUGUCACGCCGUGCACACCGUAGAAAUUAUAUAUAUAGAAUGGGAAGAUAUUAUCAGACAGUAUAACGAUGGAGAGUUGACAACGACAACUGCUCAACUGUCUGCGAACUGUGCUCGCAUGAACGAGGAGCACCAGAAAAAGCUUGAAGAGAAGGUCAAGCGCAUAAACCAUAUGAUGGAGCAACCAACUCCUAUGGAUCUAGAUGUUUGUCAGCAGCUUGGGAGAGCUUUCAGUCGUGAGAUCAUGUCGGUUAACCACCGUGCUAGCGUGGCCAUGGGAUGGAAUGUCGGCACGCUCAUGUCUCCCCAGUUUGAGACCGAUUGGAUGCUUACUGCACCUAUAGUCUCAUCUAGCCCUCGUUUGACCAGAAAGCCUACUAAAAAGAAAAGCAUGGUUAAGGACCUCAUGGUUGAACUCUGUAACAACGAAGUUGACAAAAAUUUGACAAAGUUUCGUGGAAAGGUUUCAAGAGGGUGUCAGACGGUGGCAUAA